AUGCGCACCAAGAGUGACUUAAAGGCAGGUUUCGAAAUGACAGAGAGUGGGAAGUGCGCAUUCGUGUUGGGCAUCGAGCUGGUGGACAACGACAACGGUAGCGUGACGAUGUGCCAGCGACGCUACGUGGAAGAUGUUCUCAAGCGUUUUGGCAUGAGCGACUGCAAAGCCGUCACCAGCCCAACAGACAUCAGUUCUCGACUCAUACCAAGUACCGCAGCAACUAAAAUCGACGCCCCGUUUCGUGAAGCAGUAGGCGCUCUGAUGCACUUGAUGACCGCGACACGACCGGGCAUUGCCUUUGCUGUGAGUUACGUUUCGCGCUUCAUGGAAAACCCCCAAGUCGAGCAUUGGAUGGCGGUCAAGCGCAUUUUGCAAUACUUACAAGGGACUAAGUCGCACGGUAUCUGUUUCAAGCCUGAUGACAAGAUAGACUUCUGUGGCUACUCGGAUGCAGACUGGGCCGGCGACCAUGCAGACCGCAAGUCGACUUCAGGAUAUGCGUUUAUCCUGAUGGGUGCUCCGGUGAGCUGGGGAAGCAUAAAGCAGUCAAGUGUGUCGCUGUCAACAAGUGAAGCUGAGUACAUUGCACUAAGUCUGGCGAUUCAAGAAGGCAAGUGGGUGCAUCGAUUGCUGUGCGAGAUUCUGGAUGCCGUAGAGGACAAGUCUGGACCCGAGCUCAAGAUCAUGGAAGACAACCAGUCGUGCAUCAAGAUGACGAAGAAUCCUGUGAACCAUGGUCGGGCCAAGCACAUCGACAUCAAGUACCAUCACAUUCGUGAUGAAGUCAAGCGUGGUGAUGUCAAGUUGGAGUACUGCGAGACUAAGAUUAUGUUGGCGGACAUCAUGACGAAGGGACUGACAGGACCGCGUCACAAGGACUUGACGGCAGCGCUCGGCAUACACGCGUGUUCGCAUUGA
Peronospora matthiolae is the source of this 921-nucleotide messenger RNA. NCBI's taxonomy places the organism in Eukaryota, Oomycota, Peronosporomycetes, Peronosporales, Peronosporaceae. The record is from the annotation of a GenBank genome assembly.